Puntigrus tetrazona (Sumatra barb) is the source of this 1186-nucleotide messenger RNA. RefSeq names its product mediator complex subunit 7 (gene med7). NCBI's taxonomy places the organism in Eukaryota, Metazoa, Chordata, Actinopteri, Cypriniformes, Cyprinidae. The record is from RefSeq and is a predicted model, not a curated record. Gene Ontology annotation, molecular function: transcription coregulator activity. Bases 211 to 939 code for a protein of 242 amino acids. Gene Ontology annotation, biological process: regulation of transcription by RNA polymerase II. Gene Ontology annotation, cellular component: mediator complex. The transcript has 2 exons.
UGAAUACGCUUCGUUUAGGAUCCGCCCUGAUCCAUCUUCGACCAAUGAAACACCUCGUUGCUAAGAGGCUGUACACCAAUGCAGCGUAUUAAUCUUUAGACUUGAAACGAAUCGAGACAUGCUAGAGGUCUUGAUCGUUUCUGUUUCUUGAAAAUCUGUUUACAUAGCGGACAGUACUUGUUCACUAAGCCAGCGGUUUCGAUUUUCAAAAUGGGGGAGCCACAGCAGGUCAGUGCUCUUCCACCUCCUCCGAUGCAGUACAUCAAGGAGUACACGGAUGAAAAUGUACGAAAGGGACUGGCCCCCAAACCCCCUCCUCCUAUUCGAGACAGUUACAUGAUGUUUGGCAAUCAGUUCCAAUGCGACGAUCUCAUUAUUCGACCACUGGAGAGUCAAGGCAUCGAGCGCCUUCACCCAAUGCAGUUUGACCACAAAAGAGAGCUGAAGAAGCUAAACAUGUCUAUCCUGGUCAACUUUCUGGACCUUCUGGACAUCCUCAUCAAAAGCCCAGGCAGCAUUAAACGAGAGGAGAAGCUGGAGGACUUGAAACUCCUUUUUGUGCACAUGCAUCACCUUAUCAAUGAGUACCGUCCCCACCAGGCCAGAGAGACGCUACGGGUCAUGAUGGAGGUUCAGAAGAGGCAGAGGCUGGAGACGGCUGAGCGUUUCCAGAAGCAUCUGGAGAGGGUGGUGGAGAUGAUCCAGGGGUGUCUUGCCUCGCUGCCUGAUGAUUUGCCACAACCCAGCAGCUCCGGCGUGGGAGAGGCUGGUGGCGCUGGAUCAGCCGGAGACUCCAGACUGAAAACAGAACCUAUGGAUGUAGAUGAGACUGGUGUUAGCUGCAUGGUUGCACAAACGGACAAGUAUGUGCCCAGUAAGAAGGACAAAGCGUGGGAUAAGGACGCUGCAAUGUGUAGUAUUAUUGAUGAGAUGACUUGAGCUAAGGGUGUUUUUUUUGUUGUUGUUUUGUUUUGUUAUUCAGAAAAUGUCAGCUCUUCAACUUUGUUACAAGACUUGGAAUUGGUUUGGAUUACAGACAUUUUUACUAUUUAAUAAGGUUGCAAGAUUAUACAGUUGAUGAAGCAGAGCUAUAUGUGUAAAAUAAAUAAAGGUGUUCUGGUCUUUGCAUUUUCAUAUCUCACUGUGCUUCUUUUGUCAUAAAUAAAACGCAUUUAUAUAUACAAAA